UCACAGUCAGGUGGUAAAGCCUCUGGGACAGACAUGAAGGACCCACAACUCCCUGGCAUCAAAACACGGCUAUGGCCAAAGCCAAAAAUGAGCAAAAAUGCCACAGACGACUCCACAAAAGUGGAAAAGUCAGCAUCUCCCCUGGCUUCUGCUGCCACCAGUGUCAUUCCACAGCUCACCGAGGCAGAAAGAGUCAAGCAGACUCCCAUCGAAAGGGUCAUCUAUGACAUGGCGCACAACGAGAGGAUAGUUAGGGACCUGAUGCUCGGUCGGCGGGUUGGGUUUUAUGAGCUCCGUGGAGAGGUCGGCCAGGGAAACUUCUCUACAGUGAAGCUGGGCAUCCAUGCCUUGACUAAAGAGAGAGUUGCUGUUAAAAUUAUUGACAAGUUGCGUCAAGACAAGAAGAGCCAGUCUUUGGCCUCCUGUGAGAUCAGCUGCAUGGAGAAGCUGAGCCACCCCAACGUAGUGCGCCUUUACGAGGUGAUAGAGACCACCAGAAGGCUGUACCUGGUGAUGGAGUAUGGCAGCGGGGGGGACCUGUUCUCCAGAAUCACCAGCAGGGGGAAGCUGAACGACCUGGAAACAAAGCUGGUGUUUGCACAGAUCAUCUCCGCUGUGAAACACAUGCAUGACAACAACAUUGUGCACCGGGAUCUUAAAGCCGAGAACAUCUUCUACACCACCAACUACUGCAUCAAGGUUGGGGACUUUGGUUUCAGUACAGAAUGCGGCCCUAAUGAGCUACUCACCAGUUUCUGUGGCUCCCCACCUUACGCUGCACCCGAACUCUUCAGGCAGAAAGGUUACGUCGGACGCUAUUCGGACAUCUGGGCUCUAGGUAUUCUCUUGUACUUCAUGGUGACAGCAACUUUACCCUUCUAUGGAGACAACCUUGGGAGGCUGAAGCGCUGCAUCCUGCAGGGGUCUUACAGCAUUCCUUCGUUUGUACCUGAUCCGUGCCAGCUUCUCAUUAAGGGCAUGCUGCGGAUUGUGCCUGUGGACCGCUCCUCCAUCACAGAGAUUACAAACAGCACUUGGCUGAAGGGGAUAGAGUAUCCUCGCCCAUAUGUCUCUUUACCCACAUCUCCAGCCCACUUUGCCCAGGCCAAUCAGACUCUGAGUAUGGAGGAGCAGGAGGUAAAGAAUUUCCUCUCAGGUUUAGGCAUUUCAAAGGUUCAUCUGGAAAACAAUCCAUGUUUAGACUGUAGAAGUCCUGUGACGGGGACCUAUAGGAUCCUCCUGCAUCGGGCUCAGAAGAGGAGGCUUGUGGAGGCCGUGGGAUACUCGGCGCAUCACCCUGAUGAGUACGGGAGUCCUAGCAAAUGGUCGGAAGCAUCUGUUGGCAAACACCUUCCCUCUGCUGUCUGUGUGAUACUGUAAUAUACAUUAACAGUAGUGGACCUGGUGACGGAUGUUGGUUCAGGCCUUGUCCACACUAACAUGGAUUAUCUGCAAACCAGAGAUUUUCUUUUCCUCUGUGUCUGAGAUUUGUGUCAUCUGUUUUCAAUAUGGAGGUCAGUUUUCAGUGGCGUAAUAGAGGCCCACUUUGCACAUGCCUACUCUGGCUUUUUGUGCUAGAAUCCACAACAAUAGAGCAAUUUAUAGGUAUUUUAUUUCUGAUUCUGUUACCUUCAAACUGAACUGAAAAAGUUAUUGGCUGAGAAUAAAGGGCAAACUGAGUCAAAAAACACAAGCUGCAGUUGUUAUUGGAGACAACUGCAGCAUUUUAGCACUGCUUUUCCAUGCUCAGGGUCUUCUUCUUUUAAAUUUAAAUGAAUGUAGUUGAUGUUGUCAUUAUUCCAGGGACUGAAAUGUUUUUAAUGGGAAGUGCAGUGGCCUAGUAUUUAUGGGAGUUAGGAACCAUAGCUGCCUACAAAUAACUAAAAUCAAUGAAUACUUGAGACUCCCUCUAAAAAUGCUUAAAACUACCUAUUUCAAUAGUUCACACAUAUCAAAUACACCAUAUUGCACAGCGGAAACUAUCUUAGCACUUAAGCAUCAACUAAUAUUUACUGUCUUUCUUAUUUCCCCUCUUGUGGAUAUAGUCGAUCUGUGCCAAGGAAAAGAAAUGAUGCUCCUGGAUGACAACCAAUAAUGCAUCAAAUAUUUAUUAGAUACGUCAUCUUACCAAUGCUGCAUUUUCUUUUGACUAUAAUAGAUGUGCUCUACAAAAUAAAAACUGCAAACAAGCUGUUUUUUCUGCAGAUACUUUGCAGCUACAUUCCACAGAAAAUCCACCAAUUGGUGAAUCCAUGGAUAGAAAGGGAUCCACUGUGAAGGAACAAAUGUUAUUUUUGCCCCCCCAAAAAUCCAUAUAAACAUAUCAGAGUUUUGUCACAUGUGGAUCAAAUUGACCAAUGCAUGGAGGAUGAGGUCUCCCAAGUGAUAAGCUGUAGCUUUCUGUUCUGAUUACAACAAGCUUACUGACUCAGAACAUUAUCUCUGAAUGGCUAUCAGCAUCUUCCAAUCCCUCUUAGUCAGGACAUAAACCCUCAGAGUAAUGCAAGGCCACAGGUAAUGUUAAUAGGGGAGACACAGACAACAUGCUUUUUUCCAAUCAAAUGAAAGUUGGAUGUUAACAACACAUCCAGGAAACGAGGCAGAUCAUAUGAGUUGACAAUUCAUGGAUUCAGAUUAAUGCCUGUGCAUGCAUGGGAGUAAAUACAGAACCUUCCUCGCAGCUACAGACACAUCUGGGACACAUACGUUGUUCUGUGAUUGUGUGUUUGAUCAACUUUUUUGCCAUUUGUUUUUUGUUUUAAGUAAAAAUUGAUGAAUGCUUUUGAAAACUGGAUUGCAUUCAAUGCCACAUCUCCACAUGAUUAUAAUCAUGACAGAAGUGAGAUGCAUUCAUCAAAAUGGUUUGCUCUAGGAUGUAAAAUGUUUCAGUUUUUGCUUUAAGCCUGAAGGAUCAAUAAAACUUGAUACUUGUGGAGAGAGUUCUCGGAAAUUUUGGACUGAAUGCUGAAACAGGAAACGUAUGUCUUCUUAGUCCUUUUUUCUUCCAAAUUUUAUCUCUAGAUUUUAAAUUGAUGUUCUUUCCGUCACAUCUCUUGUACCUCACAUUUGGGAUUUGCCUUCAGGGAUUUAACCCAAGCGUGACUCCCUCCCAUAAUCAUCAGCCCCCAGUUUACUGCCAGUUCUGACAGGGUCCGCAGGCACCUGUUCUGUCAUAAAGCCAGUUGUAGCGACUUUGGGUUUCGCAAUGGAGUGUUAAUCCUUCAGCCUGCUGCCUGUUCACACAUGAACGUGUAAACAUCUCAAUGGUAGGAGCCAAUACUGAGAUAUUAUCAUAGUCUGUUUAAGUGCCAAGAUGUUUUUGAAUAGCUGUUUAUUUAGAAAAACUCGUUCUUGCUCAAUGUUGUUUCGACUUCAGAAAAAUUUAAUCUGCAGUAUUGUCUGCACAAUCAUUCUUAGCCAGGAUGUUAUGAUUUCAUGUGGUGUCACUGAAAAGCAAACUUUAGAGAUAGCAGCAUCUAUCUUCAGCAUUUCUUUGCAAAAAAAGUACAAGACAAUGGAAGUAAUGAUUUCAGAGCUUUAUAUCUAGAUAAUUAAACUAGUAAGAACAUUAGAUCAGUUAGCCUGACUGCAAGUUUGAGGGAUAUACUUAUAUAAACUACCUACAAGGGAAUGUAAAUCUGUUUGAUCAUGUUAACUAAUGCAUGACUGAAAAUAAAAUGAG
Molecule: messenger RNA, 3682 nt
Organism: Xiphophorus maculatus (southern platyfish)
Lineage: Eukaryota; Metazoa; Chordata; Actinopteri; Cyprinodontiformes; Poeciliidae
Product: serine/threonine-protein kinase NIM1-like
Exons: 4
Coding region: 34-1380 (448 amino acids)
Biological process (GO): protein phosphorylation; microtubule cytoskeleton organization; intracellular signal transduction
Cellular component (GO): cytoplasm
Molecular function (GO): ATP binding; protein serine/threonine kinase activity; tau-protein kinase activity
Source: RefSeq, a predicted model, not a curated record